GUUCGCCUGCCUUGCAACUCGUUCGGUAGUUGCGAACGAGAGCCAGUUCGGUUCGUCCGGUCCUAAUCAAUUCACAAUAAAAAAUUUAAAAUUAAAAAAAUUAUUAAAUCGAUUUUAAAAGCUGAAAAUACUUUUAAAAAGUUUUCUAAGUUGUUUUGAAUGUGUGUAAACUUUUAUGUAAAACAUUGUGUGAGUGUGACAGCGAUCUGCGAGAGUGCAGUGUAAGUUGCGGGAUUUUCGAUGGUCUGGGCUAUUUCGCAUGCGCAGAGCGCAUUGCGUGACGUGCGAGGCGCGUAGGGCGCUCCCUUGGCGCGCAAACGUGCGCCCAAUUCCCAUGUGGUCCCGAAACGCGCGACCAUCGAGGAACGCGAGGCUGAGCGAGCACGCAGCGCUGCACGCGGGACCGGACGCGACCACGACUCACGAUUGUCGUUGAAUAUAUUUCACGGCGAAGCGAAAACGAAAACGAAAUUUUACCCGCGCAUAAUGUGCGCCCAGGAAAACGAUUGAAAAUCCAACGAUUAUAAUAUCACUUGUGUGUUGCAGUUUAAAGCAUUUAAUUAAAAAUUUUAAUUAAAUAAAAUGGAUUCACGAAUUGGUUUGGAUUUCAUCGUUGAGAAUCCGGAAUAUGUGCGAAAAUUGGCGGCAGCGUUGGAUACCAGUAAUAUUGCUGUGAAGAAACAAGUCUUCGAGUUGUUAUCUGCCCUUUGUGUGUAUAACGAGCAAGGACAUGCACGAGCAAUCGAAACACUAGACCAUUACAGAAAAUUAAAAGGUGAACGUUAUCGUUUAACGUUAAUCGUAAAAGAAUUGGAUUUUUCAAAUGCUGUGGAUUAUCAAACAGCGCUGGUAGCGUUUGUGAAUUGUUUAAUCAUCUCGACACCGCGACUCACCGAUCGUAUUCGUCUUCGGAAUGAAUUUAUAGGAUGUAACUUGCUUCCGGUGAUGAAUAACCUCAGAAAAUGUGCUGAAGCAGAACCGGAAUUAGCUGUCCAAUUAGACGUUUUUGACGAGCAACGUGAUUCUGAUGAAGCACAAAGUAUGCAAGGUCCACAUGGUGUGGACCUAAACUCACCAUUGGAUGUAUUUUAUGCAAUUUUGAAACAAGUUGCGGAAACACCACAAGAAAUACCAUUUCUCGCCAUACUUCAACACCUUCUUCGUAUUGAUCCCAAAGAACCAGUAAGUGACAUUAUUUGGGAUGCAGCGGAACGCCUUAUCCACCGCGCUACCCUUUUGGAGAAUCAAGAUGAUGCCUCUCGACUUCUACGCUCACCAAGCGUACAGAAUAAGUUUUUUUGUCAACACUGCCAGCAUCAAAAAUCGGAAGCAAAUCAACGUAGAUCAAGUAUUAAUUCAAGUCCAUCGAGUCCACCGCCUCCCCCACCGGGACCACCUCCACCACCACCUCCAUUAAGUUCGGGUAUGCUACCGCCUCCACCGCCACCACCACCAAAUAUAGCUCCUCCUGUUCCUUCUGGAACAAUGCCACAAUUGUUGCCCAAACGAGAUGAUAGAACAAGCUAUCAUCAAGAAAAUGUAAUGGUGAGGAAACUGCCGCAACAGGAGAUACCAGCACCCAAGAUUAAAAUGAAGACUAUCAACUGGAAUAAAAUUCCGAGUAAUAAAGUCGUGGGGAGUAACAAUGUGUGGACACAGCUGGCUUUUAACCAUGAACAUUCCCCAAUGGCGGAUAUGGAUUGGAGUGAAAUGGAAGGGUUAUUUUGUCAGCAGAAUAAUUCGACUUCUGCGCAGAAUUCUCCUCGAAUGGGUCAUAGGGAUUCGACUGCUUCCACUAGUGAUGUUACAGAUAGAAGAGUACGGAAAGAAACAUCAGAAAUUACUCUCUUAGAUGGCAAGAGGAGUUUAAACGUGAAUAUAUUUUUAAAACAAUUUAGAAGUUCUAAUGCGGAUAUUAUCCAAAUGGUAAAAAAUGGCGAACAUGAUGAAAUUGGAGCAGAAAAACUGAAAGGUCUAUUAAAAAUUCUCCCGGAAAUAGAUGAACUUGACAUGUUGACAUCCUUUGAUGGUGAUUUUGAAAAACUGGGCAACGCGGAAAAGUUUUUGCUACAACUUACUAGUCUUCCAAAUUACAAGUUACGAAUUGAAAGUAUGCUCCUCAAAGAAGAGUUUGCUUCCAACAUGGGUUACCUCGAACCAAGCAUCAAUGCGAUGAUAGCUGCAGCUGAAGAUCUUAUGACAAAUAAACCUCUUCAAGAAGUGCUUUAUAUGAUUCUUGUAUCUGGCAACUUCCUUAAUUCUGGUGGUUAUGCGGGUGAUGCUGCUGGAGUAAAACUGUCUUCACUUCAGAAGAUUACGGAUAUUCGUGCCAAUAAACCCAACAUGAAUUUGAUUCAUUUUGUUGCCCUGCAAGCAGAAAAACGUAAUAAAUCCUUGUUAUCAUUCACGGAUAAUGUAAAUAUCUUAGAAGAUGCCGCAAAGAAUACAGUUGAUCAAUUACACAAUGAAAUAAACACAUUAGAAGCGCGAAUACGCAAGAUAAAGAAACAAAUUGAAUUACCAAACACGGAGUGGGAUAUUAAACAACAAAUGCAUGAUUUUUUGCAAAUGGCCGAACACGAAGUCACCAAUUUACUGCAAGUAAUGGGCCAGUUGGAAAACGUGCGCAAAAAUCUCGCGGAUUUCUUUUGUGAAGACGUCAAUUGUUUUAAACUCGAGGAAUGCUUCCGUAUCUUCCAUCUUUUCUAUUGUAAGUUCAAACAAGCGUUAUUGGAAAACGAACGACGACGUGUUCAAGAAGAACAGGCUCAAGCGCGAAGACGACAAAGAGAAGAAUUGCUCGCAACUAAACGACGACAAAUGGAAAGUUUAGCUGCAACGACACCUGACAACGAAGCAUACGACAUGCAAAUCUACGACAAUCGACCCGGUUACCCCCAACGGAAGAAACGAAUUCCAACGACUUCAUCAGCUAUGACUUCUGAAGACGAGUUAUCUAUUCAAGGAUCACCUUCGGUUACCAGAAGGAGACUGGGUAGUUUCAACGGUAAUAAUAGUGAUUCCUUUGGUCGAGGAGACGAAAAGUCACCGGAUAUCACACCAACGGGUAGUAUACGACGACGUAAAAGUCGUGUUAUGACUGAGGAGGACGAAGGUAGUUUAAUGGACUUCCUAAGGACUUCUGGAAACGAUGCUAGUAGAGAAAGAAAAUCUUGGGGUAGUCUGGAUAGGUCCUGGGCAAGGAGAGCUCGUGGAUCUUUCAGAAAGAGACCUGCAUUGUUAGGAGCUGAUUUUGCUUCUGAUAGAGAAAGACCUUCAAGUCCAUCGCCAUUGAGUGAAUGCAAGCCAAUUGUUCCCGACCAACCUCAUAGUUUGGGAAGUGCACAUGCACAUACUCCAGAAGAACAAAAACCAAAAGAGUGGAGGCAAAAGAUUGAGUCCUGGUUGCAAGCAAACGAGAAAGAUGAUAGUAUACAAAAGAGACGGGAAGCAAACCGUAGAUCAUUAGAGGUAGACUCGGAAAGUGAUAGAAGUAACACCCUUGAUACUCUACCAGAAGGUAAACAGGUUUAUUCUGGGAGUCAAAAUACGUACAGGAAAGUUCAUCCCGAUUGGAAACCUUCCAGUACAAUCGAUCGCACUGAUGUGGUCGGGGCAAUGGAGACUGUGGAAGAUGUCCAGCCACAAUUCAAGGACAAAUCAGCUUGGCGUAAGUCCAAUCUCAACGUUGCCAACAGCACAGAACAAACGAAAGAGAAUUCAAUUCGCUAUAAAUCAAUCACUCCUAUCAAUUCGCCUCCUAUAGAAGCAACAGAAGAUUUGAAUCAACGCAAAGAAUUAAUUAGUUUGCUUGGGGGACGUCCAGCUACUGAUAAGCUGACAAUUUAUAUCCGCAAACCUAGCGAUACGCCACCACCACCAACAAAAAUGACAAAAACAGAAUCGUUUGAUGUAACAGCCACUUCCUCAUCACCAAACAUCAGUAAUAAAGUAGAGAUUGAUCAAGAUAACAUUGAAACACCUCCAGCUACAAGGCGAGUGUUUACACCUACUCCAGUAGAUAAACGUGAACCAGUUGCACCUACGCCUUGCAGGAGAACUCAGUGUAGACCUACAGAUGAGAUGGAUGCUACAUUAUCAUUGGGAGAUGGUCAAUUCGAUCGGUUUUCAGCUGCUAGGCGUACCAGACGAUAUAAACGUCAACAAGAACAGCAGGAACCAACUGAGGCGGUUGUAGAAACACAAAAAACACCGGUGCAUCAGAUUGAAACCAGUGUAGAGACUGUUCAACCAGAAGUGCAUUAUGAUAAAGAUACAAGAUUAAAGAACUGGAAGGAAAGACUUGUUUCUAAAGACUUAACCAUGACAAAUCAAGAUAAAGAAGUUAAAGAACCUAGAAAAAGAUUAAGAAACCUUACUGAUAUCAAUCAAACUGAAAUUAAGAUGGCGAUUGAUAAGAAAACAACACCGGAGAGUAUCACUAAAGAUAAUAAACUGAAAUUAGAAAAGAAGUUGUCAGCAAAAGAAGAAAAUGAUGAAGGUUUCGAAGAAACCCAAAGUCUCAUGUCAGAAUCCCCUAGCCAAGGGGCUUCCUCAGGGAACUACGAGACAGAUCCGCAGGAAACAAGCGCUAAGAAAGAAAAACCCAGCACUCCGAAGAUAAUUAAUAAACGAGCAACACCCGAACGUCCAUCUUUGAUAAAAUCACAACGCGAAAGUAAAACUCAAAAUUUAGUGCAGAAAUUUAACAGAUUAGAUAGAACAGCGUCUACUAGGACAUCUCCAACUUCUCCAUUACAUAAAACCGCAACAUUACCACGGCGUACGUCAAGUUUAAGACGUGACUCUUCCACAUCAAACUCUUCUUCAAGAAAGCCUUCGGUACAAAGAUCAAAUUCGAGAAACUCAAUUGUGAGUUCAAGAAGUUCAUUGAAUAGUGCCACUUCCACGAAUACCGUAAAACGUGUAUCGCCAUUAAAGUCCUCAACAGGAAGCAAUAUAUCGAACAAAAUCGGCUUGGUUCGUGUACCAAGCAUUAAAUCCACAAGUGGAUCAUUGCUUAACAAAACUCCUUUAACUUCGACUAGAACGGGUACUGUUACAAAUGGAAGUGGACUCAAUGUAAAGCCACCAAGACCAAGUUCAUCGUUUAUGAAACCCACCACAUCCAGUUCUACAAAAACUACCACUCCGACUGUUACCAAAAGCACAUUGCCUUUUAGAUCAGGACGUUAAACUAUGUACGUAUGCGUUUUUUUACGAAUUAAGGUUUACAAAUCCGUCCGCAAAUGUUGGUGAUAAAAUUUAUGCAAUAACUAUACGAGUAUAAUUACCGAUGCAAACGUUGUCUACCUAGUCAUCUUAGGAAAUUGCUUUCAAUACUGAAUUUGCCGCACAUAUGAAAUAGACUCUAAAAGAUUUAAACUGCUACUGGUGAACUAAACCUUAUAAUUUAGACUACAUGGCGGGACAAUAACACUAGGCAACCAACAUCACCCAUUAUUAUUUUGUAGUAUAUAAGCAUAACCUAUAUUUCAUGUUAAAGUGAUUUAACUGACUAAAGACUAACUCCCUAAUUAAUUUCUAAUCUAGUUUGGUAAGUUUCAUAUGCAGGAAGAUAUAAAAUAGAAAAGUGAAGCUUACAUACAUUAAUUUAUAUUCUUAGAUGUUUUAAGAAUGAUUAACCAUUCGUUUUAAGUCGUUGUAUCGAUUUAUCCGUAUAAAUAAUUAUUUAUUGUAUUACUUUAUUACCAAUGUAACACAUAUGAAAUAAUUAUAUCUUCGAUUUUGUUACCAAAUAAAACGGAUAUCACUGA
Molecule: messenger RNA, 5777 nt
Organism: Dalotia coriaria
Lineage: Eukaryota; Metazoa; Arthropoda; Insecta; Coleoptera; Staphylinidae
Gene: form3
Product: formin 3
Exons: 13
Coding region: 583-5196 (1537 amino acids)
Biological process (GO): cellular component organization
Molecular function (GO): actin binding
Source: RefSeq, a predicted model, not a curated record